Molecule: messenger RNA, 840 nt
Organism: Ostertagia ostertagi
Lineage: Eukaryota; Metazoa; Nematoda; Chromadorea; Rhabditida; Trichostrongylidae
Source: the annotation of a GenBank genome assembly
AUAUGUGAAUCAUUUGUUUUUGAAUUUCUACCCGACACACUUGCAUCAGUUAUUAAGACGGAAAAACUCGAUGAAACGGACAUUAAAAUCUAUACUUGGCAAUUAUUUAAUGGACUUCGCUAUUUAAGUAUGGUGAGUGAGGAACUUCGUAAGCUCGCUGUUCCUCCAUAUUACAUCCUUGCAUCGCCUAUUGACCUUCUGUUUCAGCAUCAGAUAGUUCAUCGUGAUAUAAAGCCUUUAAACGUGCUAAUAGAUCACACAUCAGCACUUUUGAAAAUUGGCGACUUUGGUUCAGCCAAAAUCGUUAGAAGGCUCACUAAGUCAACAGCGUAUCAGGUUACGAGAUUUUACCGCCCUCCUGAAUUACUGCUGGGUUCAGAAUAUUACAAUUGGACUGUUGAUUUAUGGUCGGCUGGUUGCGUCCUCGGAGAGAUGUUACGUGGCAGCGUACUUUUUCCUGGACGACAUUACAAACAUCAGUUAAAGUUAAUUUUCUUGUGUCUUGGCAGUCCAACGGAAGAAGACGUUAAACUUAUGAAGGUUCCAACACGAAUAGUGUCCAACGGUCGCGUUGUGGUUGGUACUGGACUGGGUACGGUAAGUCUUCCAACUCGCUUCGACUCAGGUCAACCGGUCGUUUGCGCUGUCCAAGACGCUGACCCAGGAAUGCUCGAAGUUUUGGCAAAAGUUCUUGUGUACCGCCCGUGUAACCGUCUGUAUGGUCGCCAACUAUUGACGCAUCCCGCAUUCGCUUCAAUCCUCAAACCGGGAGCCAAGCGAUCCAAUGGACAGCUGAUUUCGACUAUAGUAACGCCACAAGACAUCAAAGAUGUUGAGUGA